This is a messenger RNA of Fusarium vanettenii 77-13-4, 5049 nucleotides long. RefSeq lists its product as uncharacterized. Gene Ontology annotation, biological process: double-strand break repair via homologous recombination; error-prone translesion synthesis. The transcript is spliced from 3 exons. Gene Ontology annotation, molecular function: nucleotide binding; DNA binding; DNA-directed DNA polymerase activity. The record is from RefSeq and is a predicted model, not a curated record. Lineage: Eukaryota; Fungi; Ascomycota; Sordariomycetes; Hypocreales; Nectriaceae. Bases 1 to 5049 code for a protein of 1682 amino acids. Gene Ontology annotation, cellular component: nucleus; zeta DNA polymerase complex.
AUGGACUUGUUCCGGGUCAGAUUGAACUGUAUCGAUCACUACCAAGCGACUCCAACGCGAUAUGACCCCCAGCUUCGCAACGAUGUCCGUCCUUCUCAGAUCUCGAAAGGGCCCAAGGUUCCUGUCGUUAGGAUCUUUGGAUCGACAGAGACAGGUCAGAAAGUGUGUGCUCACGUUCAUGGCGCGUUUCCGUACCUGUACGUGGAAUACCAGGGGAGCCUAGCUCCUGAUGAAGUCGGUGCAUACAUCUAUCGUUUUCAUCUGUCCAUCGAUCAUGCAUUGGCAGUCAGCUAUCGGAGAGACAAGAAAGGCGACAAUGCGAGGUUCGUUGCGAGGAUCACCCUUGUCAAGGGAGUUCCGUUCUACGGCUUUCAUGUGGGAUACCGCUUCUUCUUGAAGAUCUACAUGUUCAACCCUGUUGUUAUGACGAGACUGGCCGAUCUUCUUCAGCAAGGCGUCAUCAUGAAGCAGAAGUUCCAACCCUACGAAGCGCACCUUCAGUACCUUCUCCAGUUCAUGACUGAUUUCAACCUCUACGGUUGUGACUACUUGGACGCUUCAAGUACCCGAUUCCGGUCUCCCGUCCCCGAAUACGACCAGGGAUUGAACUCGACGCAUUUAUGGCACACCCGGUCCAUCCCUGAAGGGUACAUCACAGAUGAAACCACACUUCCUCGAGCCAGCCACUGCUCGAUAGAAGUAGACAUCUGCGUCCAGGAUAUUAUCAACAGGAAGAAGGUCAGGGAAAGGCAACUUCAUCACAACUUCAUAGAGCGAGUCAGCCCAAUUCCCGGAGACAUGAAAUACGUUUACAGUAUGGCUGGGUUGUGGAAGGACGAGACGAAGAGACGGAAACGAAAGAUGCAGAACCCUGGCCCAGGGAGCAGUCCAUUCCCACCAGAGGUUCUUAUAUCAAUGUCAGCCAACGUUCGAGACUCGCAGCCGCAGGGUUGGAUCCAUGAGGACGAGUAUCGAGCUCAGAUUCAAGAGCUUAUUUCAGCUGAGAGGGGUGCAACUUCUGACGAAUUGUCCUUCGACAACUUUGCCAAGGCCCUUCCGUACGAGGAACAAGUAAGAACCACGUUGCAGUCUGUUGAAGAUCUUUUCCCUUCAACCCUUGCACCAGUAUUGGGUCUACCAUCAGGGGUAGAAGAAGCGAGAAAAGAUCCAGCAAGCAGCAUUGAAGUUGACGAACGCAAGAUGCGCCAAGUCGGCGACUUUCAAGAUGACUUCUUCUCUGAUGACUCGGACGAGGAAGCCAUUUCAAUGAUGGUGUCCAUGGAGAGGGCUGCUGCCAAGGGGCGUAAACAGGAUACCACGGCCGAUGCCAUGGACGAUUUGGACGACGAUUCUUUGGACUCACUGCUUGGCAUCUGCCAAAGUGGUCUGAAGACUGGAAGACUGCCUGACAUUCCCCUGAGCAAAGAGUUGCUUGAGUUGGCAGAAAACGAAGGCUUAGUUGGCCGCACCUGGAAGACUAUGCCGUUCAACGCACCUCUACAGUUGAAGAGGCCCUUGUCCAGCUCGACAUCAACUCUAUCGCCCAACAAACGACCCAGACUCGCCGAGCCGCCACUCAUCGAUGAUGAUGAGAUGCACUUGGUUCCCGUUCCCUCAGACUCGGCCAAACCCUCAACCUCUACGUUCAGAACCCAUUCAAUCCUCAAAGGGCGUUCAUCGGUAACCAAAGCCUCGACGUCACCUUCGAAAGAGGCUGCUGGCUCCAACUCGAAACUACAUUUCCCAACUGUCAAGGACCAGAAUGAUCCUAACACGAAACUCCGUCUCAGCCAGAUGAGCCAAAAGUCUGCCUCUCAGCAAAGUGACGAUGGUCACUUCACCAAACACGUUUCCUUUGACCCCAGCACCUUUGCUCCUGGUCCUGAGAAGGGCCUAUCCCAAGUAACAUUAUCUUCCUCUUUGCUGUCAUCCAUUGCUCUGGAGGAGGAGGACGACGACGAUAGCCAGGAGUCCAAGAUCCAGCGAGCCAUUGAAAAUUUUUCAGGGUCUAAGAUUCAUCUUGUCCUGCCACCGCCUCCCUCUGCUGCCUCUGUAGUUUCCUCCCUGAAGGACCACUUUCUUCCCGAUGCCAUCUACCAGGAUGCGUAUUACAGCAAGGAAAAGGAUGUCCCCGGUCGGACACGCGAGUAUGCUGGAAAGGAGUUUCGGCUGGAAGGUAACACACUCCCAUUUCUCCCUGAGUUCGACCCGACGGCAACAGCACCAGCAAACUAUGGAAUCAAGCAUGGCGCUCUUGACAAGACACGCAUGAAUCUUCAGUUUGAACGCCGAGGGAAGAAGUGCUCGUGGCGUGGUUGGGAGAUUGCAAAUCCACCUCCAACGUACCACGAAGUUGAGAGUUGGUGGCUCGAAAAAGAGCGAGCUGCGAACGCAGAGCCAGGCUCUGACUUGCCGCCGACCCCAAGACACUACCACUCUCAGAUCGACGGUCCAACGCCAAAGAACAAGCAUGGCUUCAAGUACACACAGGGAAAGAAGACGACAAGCGUGGAGCAUGAAGCUCAGUACAUGAGCACGAUGAGCCUUGAGGUUCAUGUCAACACAAGGGGCAAGUUCGUGCCUAAUCCUGAAGAAGACGAGGUACAGUGUGUCUUCUGGGCACUCAAGUCAGACGAGACGGUCAUUGGCAGUCAGAAUCAAGCAGAGGCAGUUCAGACGGGUAUUCUUGUGCUGGCCGGCGACAGCGACUUAACUGAGCGUAUCCGGCGCCAAACCACUGCUGAAGUCAUUGAGGAGACUUCUGAACUGGACCUCAUGGUACGGAUGGUGGAGAUCGUGAGGACGCAUGAUCCUGAUAUCUUGACUGGAUACGAGGUUCAUGGCAGUUCUUGGGGCUACAUGAUUGAGAGGGCUCGUCUCAAGUACGACUACAACCUCUGCGAUGAAUUCUCUCGCAUGAAGACAGAGUCUCAUGGGAGGUUUGGCAAGGAGAACGACCGAUGGGGAUUCAACACUACCUCGACAAUCAGAGUUACCGGCCGACACAUGAUCAACGUCUGGAGAGCAAUGAGAGGAGAGCUCAAUCUCCUUCAAUACACUAUGGAGAACGUCGUCUGGCACCUACUUCACCGUCGCAUACCACAUUACUCCUGGAAGUCGUUGACGAGUUGGUACAAGAGCGGGAAGCAUCGCGAGCUCGGCCGAAUGUUGAGAUAUUACCAAAACCGGACUCGACUCGACAUUGAGAUUCUUGAGGCGAACGAGCUCAUCGCCAGAACAAGUGAACAGGCCCGGCUUCUUGGCGUGGACUUUUUCUCUGUGUUUUCUCGAGGAUCUCAGUUCAAGGUCGAGUCUAUCAUGUUCAGAAUUGCCAAGCCAGAGAACUUCCUCCUCGUGUCGCCCAGUCGCAAGCAGGUGGGCGGUCAAAACGCUCUCGAGUGUCUUCCGCUUGUCAUGGAACCGCAGAGCGCUUUCUACAACAGCCCUCUCGUGGUACUUGACUUUCAAAGUCUGUACCCGAGUGUCAUGAUCGCCUACAACUACUGUUACUCAACCUUUCUGGGCCGAAUCACCAACUGGAGAGGCAUGAACAAGAUGGGCUUCACCGAGUACAAGAGGCAGCAAGGUCUCCUUGCCCUCUUGGAGGACUACAUCAAUAUUGCACCAAACGGCAUGAUGUACGCAAAGACAGAGAUUCGCAAGUCCCUGCUCGCCAAAAUGCUCACAGAGAUUCUCGAAACGCGAGUGAUGGUCAAGAGUGGAAUGAAGCAAGACAAAGACGACAAGGUACUCCAACAACUCUUAAACAACCGACAGCUGGCCCUGAAGCUCCUCGCCAACGUCACCUAUGGCUACACCUCUGCGUCUUUCUCCGGUCGUAUGCCAUGCUCGGAGAUUGCAGACAGCAUCGUGCAAACAGGCCGGGAAACCCUUGAGAGGGCGAUCGCAUACAUCCAUUCGGUAGAGAAAUGGGGUGCUGAGGUCGUCUAUGGCGACACUGACAGCUUGUUCAUCUACAUGAAGGGUCGGACAAGGGAGCAGGCGUUCGACAUUGGAAACGAGAUUGCCAAGGCCAUCACCGAGAUGAACCCACGACCGAUCAAACUCAAGUUCGAAAAGGUCUACCAUCCUUGCGUUCUCCUUGCCAAGAAGCGAUACGUCGGUUACAAGUACGAGAGCAAAGACCAGACGAAACCCGAGUUUGACGCCAAGGGUAUCGAGACUGUUCGCCGUGAUGGCACGCCAGCGGAGCAGAAGAUUGAGGAGAAAGCUCUCCGACUUCUCUUUGAGACGGCAGAUCUCAGCCAGAUCAAGGCAUAUUUCCAGAAGCAGUGCCAGAAGAUCAUGCGCAACAACGUUUCCGUGCAGGACUUUUGCUUUGCCAAGGAAGUUCGUCUAGGGACGUACUCUGACAAAGGUCCUGCUCCUGCUGGAGCUCUAAUCAGCACCAAGCGCAUGCUCGAGGACGCACGCGCAGAGCCACAAUACGGCGAAAGGGUUCCCUACGUUGUCAUCACUGGUGCUCCAGGUGCUCGACUCAUCGACCGAUGCGUGGCGCCCGAGGAGCUUCUCAGCAACCCUCAUUGGCAGCUCGACGCCGAGUACUACAUCUCCAAGAACUUGAUCCCUCCACUAGAACGCAUCUUCAACCUUGUGGGUGCCAACGUUCGACAAUGGUAUGAUGAGAUGCCCAAAGUACAGCGAAUACGCCAUGCGACUACGCUCGGGACACGGAAGACAACCCUUGAGUCGUACAUGAAGUCUUCUCACUGCCUCAUCUGCGACAAGAAGUUCGCCAACGAGGACAAUUCGCUAUGUCCAACCUGUCGAACCAAUGUCCCUGCGUCGCUACUCACCCUUCAGACGCGUUUAUCAACCGAGGAGCGUCGCCUUCAAGAGGUAUUAUCACUCUGUCGCAGCUGUGCGGGAAUAGGGCCGGUGGAAGAUGUCCAAUGUGACAGCAAGGAUUGUCCGGUCUUUUGGACGCGCAUGAGGCAGACCAGCAAGACACGUGGAGCGCGGAAUACGAACCAGCCCGUGAUACAGGCGUUGGUUGAAGGUGUUGACAGGCUGUCACUUGAUUGGUGA